CCGGAACCUCGCUUUUUAAAGGCGAGAGGAUCGAAAGAAAUAUUUAUUGACUGGCCUUUGAGAACAUAUCAGAGUACGAUCUUAAAAUAGAAAUAGUAAACAAAUGGCAGCCUCCCUUGGACUGAGCCGCUCACAGCAGCAGAAGAGUGGGAAGCAAAAAAAUCUAUCUUACCUGGAGAGCAACAAGGAAAAUAGGCCUUUUGAGAAAUUUCCCACUAAAAAGGAGAAUCAUGUGGAAAGAAUGGAUGUCAGCCCCCUGAUUCGCAGGGAAAUGAGAGAGAAACACACCUCUCAGAGUGACCAAGUCACCAAGGAGAGAGUGGUAUUGAGGGACAAGAUUAAUGCCAUGCCCAACAACAAGGGGGGAAACCUAAAGGUCAAGGCCACAUCAGAUUCAUUAUGGACCAAAAAGGGUGGAUUACUGAAGAAAGGGAAGUCCCUCCAGAAGGCGGUUUUCAGUGUGAAUAAUCCUGAGCCUUUAGCUGUGAUGGAUGAUGAUUUUCUGCCAAUGGACAUCGAUUUUGUAGACCCUUUACACAAGAUCCGAGAGGUCCAAGUAAAGAUUCCAAAGGAAAUCCAAGAAAUCAAGAACAAGCUCGGAGGUUCAUUCAACAGUCCAGACUACGCAGAGGACAUCUAUGAAUACUUACAGUAUUUGGAAAGAAGGUUUAUAUAUCCUGAGAACUUUCUGAAUAACAACGGGGAGGUUACCCCACAGAUGAGAAGCAUUCUGACCGACUGGUUCAUUCAAGUCCAGGUGCACCAGGAGCUAUCCCAGCAGACAUUGCACCUGACUGUGGAACUAGUGGACCGAUUUCUAACCUAUCAGAAGAUUCCCCUCAAUACGUUCCAACUUGUUGGAAUUACUUGUCUUCUUAUUGCUGCCAAGUACCAUGAACGGUUCGCUCCAGAGGUGCAGACCUUGUGUUACCUGACGGACAACACCUACAACAAGGAGCAGGUGCUGAGAAUGGAGAGACAAAUCCUCAGAGCCAUUGACUUUGACCUUAGCGUCGUUGAUGUCACAGUCUUCAUGGACAAAAUCCUCCAGAUUGAGAGUGACCUUGCUAAAGAGAUGAGGCAGUUGACGAAGUACAUACUGGAUCUGACUUUGAUCUCAGAUGAGUUUGUGUACAGUGUUCCCUCUCUGAUGGCCUCUUCAGCAAUUUGUCUGGCCAGGAAGAUCCUAGUUCCAGACAACAACAGCUGGACUCUUGGCUUAUCCUACUUCUCCAGAUAUGCAGAGAAGGACCUCAUCCCUUGUAUGAAGAAGAUGGUAACCCUUCUGAUCAAGGCUCCGGACUGCAAGUUCCAGGGAGCCCGGGUGAAAUACUCCACUGACUCAUUCUGUAGAAUCAGCCACCACCCAAACCUCAAGGCCCACAUCCAUGACAUCCUGCAGGAACUGAGUCAGAAGACUGAGGUCUAGGCUGGAGAUCAGGACUACUGGAUUCACAUUACAGGGAUGCAUAGCAUCAAUAGGAAGGCUUAGGAAACUGUUGUCAGUACUAAUGAAUGUUCUAUUAUAUGGCCCUUUGACUUUGAUACUUACCAUGGCUCAGUGGUGUUAAACAUUCCAUAAACAUCUUGGCGUCAGAAACCCAUUGUAUGGUCAAGAAGUUUAUUGGAUAUUGUGUCAUGUGCAGUGGUUGUAAAAAGGCUAUAAAGAUAAAUUAGUCUAUAUAUUGCAAACAUUGCCAUAUUAGAAUAUUGAAAUAAUUACCUCACUGUUGAACACAGGGUUUUGACACAAACUGAGAUUUUUUUGUAACUUUUUUUUUGUUUUGUUGGGGUUUUUUUUUUUUUUUUUGGUAUUUUUUGAUAAAUGCUGAGUCCAAAGGCCUUGGGUUUAUAUUCUCCAACAAAUUUCUCAGCCUUGGAAAAUACUUCCUGCACACUAUUGUCCUCAUUUUGUAAACAUACCUAUUUAUUUUUCAGUGCAAAAAAAAGCUAUAUUUUUUUAAUGCAAAACAAGUUGUGUAUAUCGUUAGAUAGAUCUCCGUUGCGGGUAAACUUGCAAACAACAACCACAUUUUGAGAACAUUUGCAGAUUUUGAUUUGUGUAUAGUGCUAAAAAAUUCAAAUUUGGUUUGUCUUUAUAUAAAUCUAGUUUAAGAUUUAUAUCAUUCUGAACUUCUGCUAACUGUUGAAACAAUUGGUAACAAUGUAACAGUAUUGUUUGAAAUUCUCAGUUUAUAUUGAAAGUGUAAUGUUUUGUGAUAUGACAUACAAUUGUUAGAAGCUUUAUACAUAUGUUGAUGUGUUUAUUGAAGGGUGCUUUUUUCACUCUAUCGCAGCAAUUCUGUUAUUAUACAUUUAUUUAAUGGUGCACUAAAACAGUUGAAAUAUUUCAACACUUGUUCUCAUUAUUUUUGUAAAUAUAUAACAAUUUGAUAAUUUCAAAAUUUAUAUUUUGUUAUGAUAUACAUAUCUUGUUCAAAUAAAUUUUUCAUUGUA
Molecule: messenger RNA, 2457 nt
Organism: Ostrea edulis (European flat oyster)
Lineage: Eukaryota; Metazoa; Mollusca; Bivalvia; Ostreida; Ostreidae
Product: G2/mitotic-specific cyclin-B-like
Exons: 10
Coding region: 104-1429 (441 amino acids)
Biological process (GO): regulation of cyclin-dependent protein serine/threonine kinase activity; mitotic cell cycle phase transition
Cellular component (GO): nucleus; cyclin-dependent protein kinase holoenzyme complex; cytoplasm
Molecular function (GO): cyclin-dependent protein serine/threonine kinase regulator activity
Source: RefSeq, a predicted model, not a curated record